Talaromyces amestolkiae is the source of this 636-nucleotide messenger RNA. RefSeq lists its product as uncharacterized. The record is from RefSeq and is a predicted model, not a curated record. The coding region runs from base 1 to 636 and encodes 211 amino acids. NCBI's taxonomy places the organism in Eukaryota, Fungi, Ascomycota, Eurotiomycetes, Eurotiales, Trichocomaceae. Gene Ontology annotation, molecular function: S-adenosylmethionine-dependent methyltransferase activity. The transcript has a single exon.
AUGGCCGUCCUUGAUUUCAAUCAAAUCUACAACGACAAUACCUGGGGCUCAAGCGAAUCUCGAUCCGGCCGGGGCUCUGAACUGGCACAGACACAACAUAUCCGUGGCGCUCUUCCUUCAUUACUAGCAGAACUAGGUGUAUCAAGCCUUCUCGAUGUACCCUGUGGCGAUUUUCAUUGGAUGCAACAUGUCGAUCUAGGCGCAAUUAAAUAUAUUGGAGGCGACAUUGUCGAGGAUAUCAUAACAGAAAACCAGCGCACUUUCAAAUCCCGGAAAAAUGUGUCCUUCAAAACUAUUGAUAUCCUAAAAGAUGAACUCCCCAAAGCAGACGCAGUACUUUGCCGAGAUUUAUUUGUCCAUUUCACCUUGGAUGAUGCCCUCCGCGGGAUUGCGAAUGUCUGCAGAAGCGGCGCUACGUACCUGAUUGCUACUACUUUUACCGAUCGUCUAACGAACUCAGAGACGCUAUUGCUGGAUAUGUGGCGGCCCUUGAAUAUGGUGCAGCCGCCAUUCAACUUUCCGUCGCCGGUGGCUGUGAUCAAUGAACAGUGUACUGAUAUGGAUUUCGGGUUGGAUUAUUCGGACAAAUGUCUUGGGGUAUGGAGGAUUUGUGAUAUCAAGAAUGUCUCGGUUUGA